Molecule: messenger RNA, 372 nt
Organism: Zingiber officinale
Lineage: Eukaryota; Viridiplantae; Streptophyta; Magnoliopsida; Zingiberales; Zingiberaceae
Exons: 2
Coding region: 1-372 (123 amino acids)
Source: RefSeq, a predicted model, not a curated record
AUGGACUUAGAUUAUGCACUCAAGCAUGAUCGCCCCACACCUCUGUCCAGUACCAGCACUACUGAAGAGAGGGUUGCUUUUGACAUGUGGGAACGAUCAAAUCGCAUAGGUCUAAGUAUCAUGAGAUUUUCAAUUCCAGAAUCAAUAAGGGGCUCAAUCUCUGAGGAUUCUAACGUUAGCACCUUCUUGAAUGAUAUAACAAGCCGGUUCACCUCAAAUGAAAAGGUUGAGGCAUCUACAAUUUUGUCAAAGUUUGUCUCAAUGCGAUAUAAAGGGAAGGGAAACAUCAAAGAAUACAUUAUGGAAAUAUCCAAUAUGGUAACAGGAUUAAAGACACUCAAACUGGAGAUGUCUGAAGUUCACACCUUUUAA